AUGAAUGAAUUACAUUUUAAGGUUGAAAGUGAAAGCCGUAGACUAUUUAAACGCUUGUAUGAGCAGCAGAGAGAGGCGGAGUGGAACUCAGACGGUGGACAUACAGACAGCGGAAUCACAACCAUGAACGCUGUAAAUGCUGUGCUACUGUUCUUUCUGGUCUGGACUUUUACCGCUGUCUGUCAAGAUGAAAAUUUAAGUGUAAGCUGUGAUGAUGUGACUGGAUUUGUGGGGAAAAAAGUAAAUCUCACCUGCAGAGUCUCUCAGGAAUGUGACAAAUACUGCUUGAAAAUGUAUAAGUUUAUAUUCCCCAAUGACUCAAUAAUCUGUAAACAAGAGUCUCCUGUGAACUGUGAUCAGAGUAAUACCUUCACAUGCAGCUACACUCCAACUACUUCAGGGACAGAAAAAAUCAGAUUCUUUGUGCAAGCGAUCUGUGGAUUGAAAAGAACAGAAUUCACUGUGGAUAUAGCAGGUUCAUUAAUUGAAGAAGAUGAUCCUGAAUCUAAGGAUACUGCCAUCUCUGCAGCUGUGGGCUGUUUCAGCAUCGUUCUCAUCAUCAUCAUCAUCAUAAUUAUCAUUUACAAAACAAAAACAAACUUUAACAAAUCUUGUGGAUUCCAGAAGAGGACAUUUCUUUGCAUUAAACAUGAUGAGGACAACACCACUGCUCCAGUAGAUGUGAUAUAACAGCAUCGACUCAGCAGUAUGAGUUCUCAUGUUGUGCUCACGAAACACACAACAGCUUUAUUUUAACUCCACUCUAAACUACAUACUGUACUCUACUA
Messenger RNA from Carassius auratus (goldfish), 788 nucleotides. RefSeq lists its product as uncharacterized. Bases 1 to 690 code for a protein of 229 amino acids. The transcript is spliced from 4 exons. NCBI's taxonomy places the organism in Eukaryota, Metazoa, Chordata, Actinopteri, Cypriniformes, Cyprinidae. The record is from RefSeq and is a predicted model, not a curated record.